Octodon degus (degu) is the source of this 2230-nucleotide messenger RNA. RefSeq names its product serum paraoxonase/lactonase 3. Gene Ontology annotation, molecular function: arylesterase activity. The record is from RefSeq and is a predicted model, not a curated record. Lineage: Eukaryota; Metazoa; Chordata; Mammalia; Rodentia; Octodontidae. The coding region runs from base 87 to 1319 and encodes 410 amino acids. The transcript is spliced from 9 exons.
AGGUCCCCGCUGAUAGGUGCUUUUGAACUCUGAGUGCAGAAAGUAGCCUUAGAAGCCAGUGUGAAAGUUUCCGAGGGAGACUCCCCAUGAAACCUUUCCCCGGGAAACCAGUCCCCGGGAAACCGGUCCCCACGACCUUGCAGGUGACCUUGCCGUGGCUGCUGGCAGCAAGCUGCCCCGGGAGGCCGGCGGGGGCGGCGCCAGCCCCAGAACCUAGAGCGAGGUGCUGCAGUGGCCGCGGGGCGAGGAGACAGACAAUGGGGAAGCUGACGGCGCUGACUCUGCUGGGGAUAAGCCUGGCCUUGUUGGGGCAGAGGUUUGUGAGGAUCAGAGAGAAAAUGAAUGCAUCUCGAGAAGUAGAGCCAGUAGAGCCCCAGAAUUGCCACCUUAUUGAGGAACUCGAAAAUGGCUCUGAAGAUAUAGAUAUACUCCCUACAGGGCUGGCUUUUAUCUCAACUGGAUUAAAAUAUCCAGGCAUGCCAAACUUUGCUCCAGAUGAGCCUGGAAGAAUCUUCUUGAUGGAUCUGAAAGAGCAAACCCCAAAGGCACAAGCACUGAAGAUCAGUGAUGGGUUUGACAAAGCACUGUUUAAUCCGCAUGGGAUCAGUACUUUCAUCAAAGAAGAUGGCACUGUGUAUCUGUAUGUUGUGAACCAUCCUCACAUGGAAUCCACUGUGGAGAUAUUUAAAUUUGAAGAACAGCAACGGUCUCUCAUACACCUGAAAACGAUAAAACACGAACUUCUCAAAAGUCUGAAUGACAUUGUGGUUGUUGGACCAGAACAAUUUUAUGCCACCAGAGACCGCUAUUUUACCAAUUACUUCAUGAUACUUGAGCAAUUUUUGGAUCUUCACUGGACUUACGUUGUAUUCUACAGCCCAAGCGAAGUCAAAGUGGUAGCCAAAGGGUUUAGCUGUGCCAAUGGGAUCACAAUCUCACUAGACAGGAAGUAUAUCUAUGUAGCUGAUGUAGCAGAUAAGAACAUUCAUGUAAUGGAAAAACAUGAAAACUGGGAUUUAACUCAACUGAAGGUAAUACAGUUGGGAACCUUGGUGGAUAACUUGAGUGUUGAUCCUACCACGGGAGAUAUUUUGGCAGGAUGCCAUCCUAAUGCCAUGAAGCUACUGAACUAUAACCCGGAGGAUCCUCCAGGGUCAGAGGUGGUACGCAUCGAGAAUGCUUUAUCAGAUGAACAGAGGGUGAGCACAGUCUACGCCAAUAAUGGUUCUGUGCUUCAGGGCAGCUCGGUGGCUUCCAUUUAUGACAGGAAAAUGCUCAUCGGCACUGUGUUUCACAGAGCACUUUACUGUGCGCUCUAGACUUCAGAUAUCUCAAAACCACUACGUGAUUGGUAGAAGUAAAUUUGUCAUCGCAGGGCAAGUUUUAAAAAGAGCAGAGAAAAAUCUCAUAAUAGUCACUAAAUGGCAAGUUAGGUGAGUGAGAAGCCAGAGUAUACUGUACUGUGUCAAACAUCUCCAAUAUUCUUUUACAAUAAGAAAUAUGGGCUGUGGCCGUGGAAGCUUCCAGUUCACUCUUAGCGUUGGACAACAGUGUGGCAAGAUUGCUUUCAGGGAUGUGAAGUUUAUGACUGCUGAGUGUCUAGCACCUCCAGGAACUCCAACUUCUCUUCACUCAGUUUUGAAUGGAGACCAACUGCUAAUCAAGUCCUUGUGCCUUCAGCUCACAGCAAGAAUUGAUAACAUGAGACUGUCCAAAGCCGUGCAUUCUUCCCAAGUACAGGGGAACCGGGAUCAGCAGAAUUUACCGGACAUAUGAGGCUGGUGUGGUCAUUUGUAAUCUUUCCUUGUAUUGAUCAUUGAGUGUGAACUACUGCCCAUCCUGCUUUACUCUGAACGGUGAGAUGCAGCCUCAGGGCAGGUAUCUUGCGCUGCUUUCAGCUAGCUCAGCUGGUUAUUUCAACAAGCACUUAUUAAGCAACUUCCUGGAUACUUGGCCCUAAUAAAUCUGAAAUGAAUAAGAUGGUUCUGGACUGUAUAUGUUCAUCAACUGACAAAUGGUUAACAAAAAUGUGGCGUUUAUAUGCAAUUCUUUUUUUUAAUGGUCAUCUACUAUAAAGAAGAAUAAACUUGAGUCAUUUGUAGGAAAAUGGAUGUACCUUGAGACCAAGCCUACAUGUAGCAUGGUUUCCCUUAUGGAGAAAACCAAAAUACAAAUAAAAAGCAACAUUAAAGACAAAUAAUAGGAGAGAGAGAGAGAGAGAGAGAGAGAG